Molecule: messenger RNA, 600 nt
Organism: Mandrillus leucophaeus (drill)
Lineage: Eukaryota; Metazoa; Chordata; Mammalia; Primates; Cercopithecidae
Gene: SPINK2
Product: serine peptidase inhibitor, Kazal type 2 (acrosin-trypsin inhibitor)
Exons: 2
Coding region: 71-475 (134 amino acids)
Biological process (GO): negative regulation of serine-type endopeptidase activity; spermatid development
Molecular function (GO): serine-type endopeptidase inhibitor activity
Source: RefSeq, a predicted model, not a curated record
CCUCCCCGCGCCCCUUGCGAGUGGCGCUGGCCCCAGAGCGCAGGGGCCAGACGCCCGGCGCGGGAGGAGGAUGGCGCUAGCGGUGCUGCGCUUGGCGCUGCUGCUCCUGGCAGUUACCUUCGCAGGUAGCGCUCGGAGUGGUCCUGGAGAGCGGGGACCUCUGGAGAAAAGCGGGAGAGGGAGUGACGCAGGCGGCGGCCCCUGCCCGGCUCUGGGCGACCUCGGCGACGGUACCCGGGCGGCCGUUACGGGCGGUUCCCCAGAGGACCUGCCAGGGAAAGUGGUCAAAAUAUUAAAAUCCUCCGACGUGGACCCUGCUGAUGGAGCAGUUUACAGAACAGAAGAUGGAGAGACCACCUUCACUGGCAGACUAGAUAAAUUGCGUUUCCCCUUUUUCUCUUUUCCUGUAUUUCUUUACAUAAAAUUUGUUAACACACAUCUUCUGAGAGCAGGUAUGGAAGACAGCCAUGUGUAGUGAUGGAUAAUUUAAAGAAAAAAAGAAUCCUUGUUUCUUGGCUUUUGCUCCUAGAGUUAAGCUUGCUGCCCAGAUAACUUGUGCAUUGCUUUAUUUAGUUGAAAUAAAAUCAGCAUUGAAUUCAG